Symbiodinium sp. CCMP2456 is the source of this 615-nucleotide messenger RNA. Lineage: Eukaryota; Dinophyceae; Suessiales; Symbiodiniaceae. The record is from the annotation of a GenBank genome assembly.
AUGGCAAACCUCAGCUUUCGGGCAAAAGGUGAUGUGAGCAUCUGCUUCGCGGCCAAGGUUGUGAGCUAUCCCGUGCAGCACGGCGACACUUUGGAUGAUGCAAUGCAGGCCGAAGGAAGCUCUUUAGCACAGCUCUCCUUGCUGGCAAGUGACAUCAAAGAAGGGGCCAGAUGGCGUUGCUGGAUCAAGGCUGAUGGCGGGCAUCCGAUCAGUGCAUUGGACGCGCCAGCGCGCGCUUGGACGGCUGUUGCAAAGCCUGUGCACACCACCAACCUGCACGUCGUGUGCGUCCGUUCCGAAGACAUCAACAUCUCUGGCUCCCUGUAUCGCAACAAGCUGAAGUACGCGGCCUUCAAGAGGAAGCACAUGAACUCCAACCCUCGACAGGGGCCUUUCCAUUACCGAGCACCCUCCAAGAUCCUUUGGCGCACCAUCCGUGGAAUGGUUCCCCACAAGACCGCCCGUGGCGCAGCCGCCCUGGACAGGCUGAAGACCUUCGAGGGCAUCCCUCACCCCUACGAUCGCAAGAAGCGAAUGGUGGUCCCCAGCUGCCUGAAAGUCCUCCGCCUGCGCCCCGAGCGACGCUUCUGCCGCCUCGGCGACCUCUCCAAGGAG